AUGAAAAUUUGGUUUAUCCAACAAACCAUAUUCUAUAUUGUCAUCACCCUCGUGAGAAAGAUAGCUUGCUCCUACAAAAAUGAAAACAUAGAAGAGUUGAAAAAAAUCAUAGACAAUGCGGAACUAUAUAAUAACCUGGACAAGCUGGAGAAUAUUAUUCUGCAGACACUGGAACAAGAUCAGUUGAUGUUACCCAUCGUAACACGUGAUGUUAGGAAGUAUUUAGAUUUUUCAAAAUUUAAAUUGAUCUCAUUUCAGGUGUUAAAUCAACAUGAUCGUGAAUAUAUUGUCCCGACGCUCGACGCGGCUGCGGAAGACAUCAUCAAAUAUGAGCAUGCGCUACAAACACAAAUUGCCGUCGACUACAAACACGAACAGUCAGACCUCAUUAAGAAGAAAAUCCUAGUCGUACGGACGCUAAAAGUUAUUAAAAUUAUGCAAAUUCCUAUGAAGCAAUAUAAAAACACCUCUAAACUACACGAUGCUUUGUCCCAGUUGAAUGAUUUAUUCACCUACGUCAGUGACCCAAAUCAUGACGAAGAAACUGGCACCCGUGUGCUCAAGGAACAAAUUUUUGGAAAAAGACCCUUAUCAAGAAAAAACAUUCGAAAAAAAAUCGCUCUCUAUAUGCCCAUAGACUUCCACAUGAAUACUAUCAACUACAACGAUUUGCUCUUCACUUACCAACCAAAUAUUGAAUUGAUGACUAAGCUGGAUCACAGGGCCAACUACUUCGACAUUGGAAUAUUCAAUUACAUAGGAUCGCAUUUCAUAGCGCUUGGCCACUUCAUCCUUCUCAAACUGGCCUACAAGAACUACAACAAAUACUUCGAAAUUGGUAACCUCAAGUUCCACAACUGGCACAGCAUCCUACAGUUCAACCACUCGGACAGAUACAAAGUGUUGGAUCUGCUCUGUGACGAAAGUAACGUUUACGAAGGAGAUAAAAAGAGAAGAGAACAUUAUUUAAAAAAUAAAAUAUCCUCGAGUUCAGCAGAAUGCACCGUCUUAGAGUUCCUUAUACAUCACAUCAAUAAAUAUCAAAUGGAACUAUUCACAAAUGCUUCCAAAUUAAACUUAAAUCUACAAAUGUUAAUGGAAAAUUCUCACCUUCAAGAAAAAUAUUUUAACUUUAUGUGCAAAGAAAGUAAUGGAAAGCCCUGUUCCAUUUAUGAUGGUCCUAAAUUUAAAGAAGAAAAUCAGCAGAAUAUGCCAUUCGUGGACAACCAGAACUAUACCUUCCAACAAAACACAGUAAUUUUCCCCAUAAAAAAUUAUCCACAUGACAUUUAUACAAACUACGUCAACUUUAUAAAGUACUAUAACGAAUUUAAUAGGGAUCAAAUUCUGUACAUCCAUCUCCUCAACCUUGUCGGCCUUUUCAAUGGAGACAUGGGUGCCUAUGCCGGGUCCCUCUACCUCCCAGGCUACUACAACGCGAUACAAUUGGCCUACGAAGAUAACCUGUCGAUGAAGGAACUCUCUGAUAACCUCGUGAAAUGUGUCGACAUGUGCUACAGUUGGUCUAUGCAGAACAAAUCCAUAACCUUUAGACUCGGUUCCAUGUUUAGAAACAAAAAGUUCGACUCUUCCAAGUGUGUCAUAUGUGAAGGAACCCUCUUCUACAUUAACAACCAAGUACAGGACAGUAUGUCAAUGUUACAAAAGUACAAUGGAUAUAUGACAAAGUUGCUCAAGGUGAACAUCGUAAGCCAUCUGAUCAGAUUUAUGAAUAUAUAUGAAGAGUACAACAAUUUCCUAAUGCACGAUCUCAACUGGUUUACGUUCCUCUUGCUGUUUAGGAUGACUACUUAUAAAGAUAUUGGGCAGUACAGUAUAUCCAACGCCAUGUACCUGGACAUAAAAGAUGAGGACGAGCGGAAUAAAAGUAUCGUGACGUACCACUGGUAUCCGUCCUACUUGAAGAAGUACAUCACCAACCGCACGAGGAAAUACGAGGCAGUUAACCUGCUCAAAGAGCUCGAAAAGAUGAUUGACGAAGAAACGAUAGAGAAGAUGAAGAAGUGUAUCAAAUUCAUAAUCCAUGUGAACUCCGUGCUACAGAUGGACUUCUUUUAUUACCUAAACGAAACGCCUGUAGGCCAGCAACAUCCAUUUGCCUUGACCAUGAAUAUCGAAGGCAAGUUCACCGAAUGGUUCUCCAAUUACAUGUACAGCUUUCCCUUAAUAAACUACGAACACCCAAAAGGAAGGUAUAACAUGCCAGAGCAACAAAAGAAGGGACAAUUCAUAGCUCCCAAGUAUAGUAAGUGGACCUUGCACUUGAAGAAAAUCAUCGAGCAAUCCUUUAUCAAUCAUUUUAACCAAAAACACGUCAAGACAUUGUUCAAACAUUUUGGAACAUACAACAUAAGUAACAAAAUCAUGCUACUCAGAGAUUCAUAUGAACUCUAUCUAAAGAAUUUUGAACAAAUUUACUUCAUUGGAGAUAUUAUGCUGUUGAGAAAAUUUUUCGGUGCUACCCCUAAAUCCAUUAUCAUAAGGCAAAAGGUGCACUACUUCCUUCAUAACAUCUUUGGAAACCCACUGAACUUCUACAAGUUCGGUUUGAUCUAUGGGUACACAUUCAACAAGGUCUACCUCAAGGAAAUUGUGGAAUCCUUGUACGUGAUCUAUCAGAUGAACCAAGCCAUUUUCACCGAGAUGUCCUUCUUGCAGACUGUUCGCUUGCUCUUCAGGAAAAUCCAAUACAGCUUCUUCUCGCACAGAAGGAACGACGACAUAAGUAUGAACAAUAUCUUCUUCUUCAACGUGCGCCAGGACUACUCCAAGCUGAGAAAGGAUGUAAGGGAGGAAGAAAUACACUUGUCCAUGGCAUCCCGAUUUUACGAAAAAACCAUGUACUCCCUAUUUCAAAUGAUGUUCAUUACACGCAUAAGCAAACACAUAAACAAGCUAGACAGAAAAUUUGGAAAUGCAAGCAUGCUCGGUCUAGCAGUGGAUGAAGAACCAGCACUCAAGUUUAGGUAUGUGUACUAUGGAAGUAUGUUUGAUAGUAUUUUAAAUGUCUUCUUCCCCAUGUUUAUAAAAAAGCCUGUUGUUCAGCUCAAGUACGGAAAGACCUUUGUGCUCGCCAACAUGUAUAAACUGGCAUCCGAGCUGUUUGCUCUAUACAAUUUGAAUAAUUUGAGUAUACUCUGCGAUUAUCAAUCUAUGACCAGUGCGAAUUCUUACGUCUUCCACAAGGCGAUGAAGUUUCUUGACAAAAAGUAUAUACCCCUCGUCGUGGCGGCCUUCUUCAUGAAGAUCCAAAUAGAGAUGAAGGAAGCGGCAGCGGGAAAAUCCUUCUGGGAGACAUACUACGGAUCCCGAUUAGAGGGAGCACAGAUCUUGCAAUAUAUUCCUUACCUGUCCAUAUAUACCGGUGGAAACAUAUUCAUGCGUAACCAUUUGUUCUUCCCGAACCCACUGGGUGAAGAACUGUCCAAGCAAACGGAAGGCCUCACAACUGUUGCUCCACAAGAAAAGCCAGAGACGCAUAGAAUCAGUGGAAUUAUUUUAGUGGGAAUGGUCCACUCCCUGUCAAUUACAUUCUUCAUUUUUACACUUCUAAGGUGGUAUGCCUUUUACGACAACGUUGUUUUCCUCCUGAGAAACACUUUCCGUAUCUUUGACAGAUUCUACAGCAUCCUCGAAAAUUAUGUGAACACAUUCAUAAAAAGAAUGUACAACAAAGUUACCGCAGAUGUUCUCCUCAAAUCGCUUAGAAGGGCCUACGACAGAGCCAAGGAUGAAGGUUAUUAUGAGGAGGGACUUAUGGCCAGAAUUAACAACAAACAAUUUGCACAAAAGGGAGAAACUGAGGAAUCUGUGGAACCACCCCCCGUCUUGACAGAAGUGGAAAUUGAGGCUGUUCAGGACAAUAGCAGUCUAUUCUACGUUGACAACGAAUCCAUGUUCGAAGACCUCGAUGAUGACGAACAAUUCUUAAACCAGAGAGAUAUCAUUUUUUAUGAGGAUAACGUGGACAAGAGAGGUGUUUACAAUUAUGUUCCAAUAACGAAUACGUAUUAG
This is a messenger RNA of Plasmodium fragile, 4035 nucleotides long. RefSeq lists its product as uncharacterized. The coding region runs from base 1 to 4035 and encodes 1344 amino acids. The record is from RefSeq and is a predicted model, not a curated record. Lineage: Eukaryota; Apicomplexa; Aconoidasida; Haemosporida; Plasmodiidae. The transcript is spliced from 9 exons. Gene Ontology annotation, biological process: adhesion of symbiont to microvasculature.